Molecule: messenger RNA, 1394 nt
Organism: Brassica oleracea var. oleracea
Lineage: Eukaryota; Viridiplantae; Streptophyta; Magnoliopsida; Brassicales; Brassicaceae
Product: procardosin-B-like
Exons: 6
Coding region: 143-1234 (363 amino acids)
Biological process (GO): proteolysis
Molecular function (GO): aspartic-type endopeptidase activity
Source: RefSeq, a predicted model, not a curated record
CCGACGCCGAGCCCUCUCUCAUCUCCGAACCGUCCUCCCUCAUCUCUCACCAGCUCUAUUACUAUAAAUACAACGGAUAGCCAGUGUCUUAAGUUUCACAGACAGAGAGUGAUAAUCAAAUUAGAAUUAAUAAGAAAAAAAAAUGAGAGAAGGAAUGGGUAGCUUGAAGUUUCUUCUCCUUUCCCUUGUGUUCCAUUCGCUAGCAGUUCACGCAAUUGUGAGGAUCAAUUUAACGAUGGAUACUACAUCAACGAAUAGUGUGAUGUUACAUAACUCGUACGAUAAUGCAUACUACGGAGAGAUUCAAAUCGGUAGCCCUGGGCAAAAGUUCAAGGUCUUUCUUGAUACUGGAAGUGCUGACCUCUGGAUUCCGUCACAGAUUUGGCCUAGGGGUCAAUUCCCUCACCCUAAAUACGACUCAAGUGCGUCGAGUACGUAUAAAAGAGGCAACGGAAAAAGGGUAGAUAUCGGUUACUUGACAGGAUCUCUCAAGGGUUUUGUAAGCAGUGACACAGUGGAGAUUGGUGGGAUUGCUCUCACCGGACAAUCCUUCGUAGAGGCUACUACAGCUCCGCAUGAUGAUCAGAUUUUUAAGGCCCGUUUCGAUGGUAUAUUGGGACUCCGCCUAAUCUCUCCCACAGAAGGGAUCACUAGUCCCGUUUGGAACACGAUGAUAAAGCAAGGGAAGGUUAAAACCAAAGUAUUUUCAAUUUGGCUUGGAAGGUACUCCGACUCUGGAAAGAAAGGUGGCGACGAUGGGGAGAUAACGUUUGGAGGUAUCAACACAAGGCACUUCACCGGGACACAUACUUAUGUUCCAGUUGAAGGGAACAAAAACCUAUUAAGUAUGUACAACAUUUUGGUGGGUAAAAAAGAUACCAAAAUCUGCUCAACAGGAUGCAAAGCUAUCGUUGACUCGGGAACUUCAAACAUCCUUGGUCCACCGGAGUUGAUCGCAAAAAUCAAUCAGGGCAUCUUUGCAGCUAGAGGCUGUCUGGGCCUCUCGAAGCUACCUGCGAUUACCUUCACAAUCGCUGGAAAGCUUUUCCCUCUCAAACCAAGUGAUUAUAUACGUCGAGAAAUAAUUGGAAAAAAAGAGGUGUGCACGACUACGUUCGUUGAUGGUGGAAACAAUUACUGGAUAUUGGGUCAGCCAUUCAUGCGAGCCUUUCACACUGUUUUUGACUACCAGAAUCCGUCAAGUGUGAAAGUCGGGUUCGCCAAGUCCAUUUAGUUACUCAGUUUAUCUGACUGGUGUUCUUGAUAGCGACAACGUUUUUAAAUAACAAAAAUAUUAAUAGUGACAGGAAUCUCUCUAUAGUUUUUUUUGUUCAUGAAUCAAUAGAUGAAUGAAUUGUAUAAGCUAUCAGAGAGUAAAUAUAUUUUUUAUUAAA